Molecule: messenger RNA, 1630 nt
Organism: Aspergillus alliaceus
Lineage: Eukaryota; Fungi; Ascomycota; Eurotiomycetes; Eurotiales; Aspergillaceae
Product: Yip1 domain protein
Exons: 4
Biological process (GO): endoplasmic reticulum to Golgi vesicle-mediated transport
Cellular component (GO): trans-Golgi network; membrane
Source: RefSeq, a predicted model, not a curated record
GUUGAUUUUACCAUUGCGGUGGCCUUAGCGUACCAAAAUAUUAAUACAUUAAUGCAGAGAUUAAUCCCCAGUUAGGGUACGAGGACGAUAAGAUCCACGUGUUCCGCCUUCCAAUUUCAGCCCGUGCCCGCGUACGUAAGACGUGCAUUAUGCCACUGUAGCCUCUCUCCUACUAGGAACGAGACAGCUCAUAUCCUCCCCAUCUCGUUAUCCCUCGGCAAAUUCCUUGUGCCUAGCGAAGCUAACGCCUGGCACCAUCGACAAUCCAGCAGCUCUGGUAGCAUCUGGGUUAACAAGCAAUGCUCCUAUAGUGCUAACCCCUUCCCGCGAUCGAACUCCAAUCUGAAUACAACCGAUACCUACCAUGGCCAGCGUAUCACAUACCCACCCCCACGGGGAUCUACACGAUGAUGAAUCAAUUCUCGGUGAUGAUGCUAUUGAAGCUGAUGAAGUCUUCGACGCUGAUGACCCACUACACGAUACUGAUACCACCCCUUUAAGAGGCAAUAUUCAAGCCCAGGCAUCGAGCUCCCGAGGCGGCGGCCUCUCCGGUAACUACCUGACUUCUUCAAUCCCCGGCGAGGACCGUCGCGCAGCUCAGAACACCAUCGAUGAAACCGUCUGGGAAACGUUGUCGCGCGACCUGCUGGCAGUCUGGGAGAAGAUGCGCCAGGUUUUGUGGCCCAAAUACCUGAUGGGUGGGAUGUUGCAACGAGGUGGAGGGGGCAUUGGGGGUGCGGCCGAACGAGGGGAGGCUACCGGGUUCGGUGGUGGCGGCAGGCUGAGGAAUCUCGUGGGCCGCUGGCCGGACGCUGAUACUGUCUUGCAAGGUGGGAUGAGCGAGGGUUUACGUGAUUGGGAUCUUUGGGGUCCGCUCAUUUUUUGCUUACUUUUGAGCUUUUUCCUGGCGAUGCGCGCAAAGGGGGAGCAGUCGGACUUGGUAUUCUCUGGGGUGUUCUGUAUUGUGUGGAUUGGAGAAGCGGUUGUGACAUUGCAGAUCAAACUGCUGGGAGGAAAUAUAUCCUUCUUCCAGUCCGUCUGCAUCAUCGGCUAUACGCUCUUCCCUCUCGUCAUAGCUGCCCUCCUCAGUGCGCUUGGCCUACCGACUAUUGCACGGAUACCGGUAUAUCUUGUCUUGAUCGCAUGGUCGUUAGCGGCAGGUAUCAGUAUCCUUGGCGGAUCUGGCGUGCUCAAGAACCGGGUCGGCAUCGCAGUAUACCCUCUGUUUGUGUUUUACAUUGCGAUCGGCUGUCUCUGUUUUAUUAGUUAAGAGUAGGAGCGCGUUGAGCCAGAUACUAGCGAUCUAAUAGCUCAGGGACUAUCAUGGAUUCCCAUGGUAUCGACGGGAGGGAAAAGAAAGGAAAUUCCCGGUGUAGGGCGUGCGACCUAACUCAUCAAUAGCCUUAUCCUAUUGUUCUUUUGUGUGACUUGAAGCUGUGCUUUGUGUUUCUAUUUUUUAUUUUUAUUUUCUACGUUUAUUUUUUCCCAAUUGUAUUAGAUUUUUUUUUGUUUCUGGCAUGUUCAGAUAUCCAAUUGAAACAAUGUUUUCUUACCAUGGCUGAUGGGAAUUUUGCUGCUUGUUAUUAUUAUUGUUGUUGUUCUGUGGUUAUCAGAUAACGUUUCCCGAGGA